AUAUCCUCAAAUUACCUACAUGAAUCUCUCAAUUCUUAUUAUUAAGACCCAACCGUUGCCAUAAGUCAUCUUCUCUGCACUUCUUCUUAACUUCACUAUUCCAGAUGAAGACAGGGAUUGUCCUUGGCUUGCCACCACUUCCAUAGCCUGUGGAAUGAAGUCACCCUAACAAAUACACCUAUGAUAACAGGAAGCCCUCAACACGGAUAGUCAACACCAUGGAAACUCCGUGGAUCAACAAGUAUAUCCCGGUUGGGUGUUUAAAGAUACCUGCGGACGCCAGUGACCUCUCUUUACUUGAAGCUUUGAGCUCUUCUAAAUCACUAGAUUGGGAGUUCUUUGCUCGUCAGCAUGAGUUGCCCGCUCAACACCGUCUUCCUAUACAUCUACAAGACACGCUUCUGAAGCAGAAAUUCUUACAGCCCUUCUACGGAUUAUGGAUAAACCGAUGGAUUCAGAUGUCUUUUCGCCGGAUUUCCGAGCCGGAUAGUGUGGGACGCAUCCGAAUUUACAUUCUACCUCAAGACGUAGACAGAGGCGUCAUGAUAUUUAAGCAUGACUUAACGAGAGCGACUUUAUGCCUGUUAUCUCAACUCGAUUACUCUCCAGACUACUGGAAUGGAGGAACCGGAACUACCUACCAAGGCCACCCAGUACCAUCCCACCAAGACCUACUCGAAGGCGAGGAUACCUCGCUUCUAUCCAUGUUCAACAACGUUCCUUCACCGGACCCUCGCUCAGACUUAGAGCCGAAUCCAGAUACCCGUGAUGGGAUGGAGUGCUUAUUACAGAGUGACAUCCCUGGCAUAACUACGAAGUUAUUCCCUUAUCAAGGCAGAUCAGCUGCACUUAUGCUUCAACGCGAGGAAAACCCUAAGAGGAUUGUUGACCCUCGUUUUCAGUCGGUGCUUGAUCAAAAUGGGAAGGCUUGGUAUUACGAUAACGUCUCGGGUAUUGUCCUAAGAGAGCCGCGAUAUUACGACGGAGUGCGCGGUGGAAUUCUUGCAGAAGAAAUGGGUACUGGAAAGACCCUCAUCUGCUUGGCCCUGAUUAUCAGCACCAAGGGCGAACCAACCAAAGUUCCGGAGCCUUUUACUGCCGAAAUCGCCCCUCGCGUGAAUGCGAGCUUAGUGGAUAUGGCAGCGGCAGCAGUAAACAAGAAUUCGAUACCGUGGAGAGUCUUUUUCGAGACUUAUGCUACUCAGCACGGCCGUGACUACCGGAACUGCAAAGAGGCCUUAGAAAAACCAGAGAACCGUGCCCUGUAUAAAAUCCGGGACGUCUUCAUAGAGCCACGAAGAAGUAACAGGUCGAUACCCAAAACCUCAGCACCUAAAGAAGUCUUUCUCAGUUGUGUUACACUGGUCGUGGCUCCCAACAACCUUGUCAAGCAAUGGCGCGACGAGAUCAAGAAGCAUACCACCGGUCUAAAGGUUCUCGUCCUAGUGGAGAAACAAGAUAUUCCACCAGUCUCUGAAUUGCUGUCCUACGACUUGAUUCUCUUUUCUGAAAGUCGCUUCGAGCUGAUCCAGAAAGAGCAGAACCAGUAUUGCCCGCUUGAGCACAUUCGAUUCAAGCGGUGCAUUAUUGAUGAAGGUCACAAACUAGGCCACAAAAGCCGAGGCUGGAAAAGCGAUGUGCUGAGAGUACUAGAUCGCCUUGAAAUCUCCGCUCGUUGGGUUGUAACAGGAACCCCUUCGAGAGGCUUGUAUGGUGUCGAGGGAAUCUCGGAGAGUGGCGCCAAUGGAACAAUGCAGUCAACUUUACGUCAGGAGCGCGAGGACCUGCAAAGAAUUGGCAAUAUUGCUACGAAGUAUCUCAAGGUUCGCCCAUGGAUGAAUACAAAGGACGAGGUCGGCGAUAGCGUCGCUGAUUGGAACGUGUAUGUCAUGCACAGAGAACAGCACGCCAAGGGUCACAACCGCAAAGACUGUUUGCGAACAACCCUCAAUUCACUGAUCAUUCGCCAUCGGCUUUCGGAUAUCAGCACCCUUCUACCGCCGGUAGAGGAGAAGAUCGUAGUCCUCGACGGGUCUUUCCAGGAUAGGCUGUCUUUGAAUCUCUUCUCCAUGAUGAUCAUAUUCAACUCAGUACAAUCGCAGCGCACGGAUAUGGAUUAUUUCUUCCACGAAAGACAGCGCAAGAGUCUGAUCCAACUCGUCAAGAAUUUAAGACAGGCAUGUUUCUUCGGUGGCGUAUUCUACUCUGUCGAAGACAUCGCCAAGUCUUUGGAGACUGCGGAGGAAUUUCUCGCGAAAAAGGAGGUUCAGAUUAGCAACGAAGACGAAGAGCUACUAAAGGAAGCAAUUGAUUUCGGCAAGAUUGCCGUAAAAAAUCGGCUGAAAGACAUCAGUAAUAAAUUCCACGCGAUGCCAUUGUACAUGGACAACUUCCCCGGAGGCAAUGGGAAGAGUUGGUCACUUGAUGAUCAAGAGGCCGAUGGCCAGCCCAUCUGUACCGAUGCUGGGAUGAUCCUCGCGCUUCAGAAGUUCUUAAACCCCUGUAUCGAUGCCCCAACGUCUUUACAGUUAAUGAUUGAGAGUGGCCGGCUCGAUCAGCAAGGUCUAGCUGAGCGCUCUCAAGCCCUAACGUCUGCGGCGGAUGCUUCUGGUCAAUCGACGACGCAAUCAACUCAGGCUUCCCAAUUGGCCGGCAAUACUGCUCUGGGUGAUGACCAUCACCUAAAGCCGAAAUCAGGGACUUUGGAGAAGGCGACAUCAUCACCUACCAAGAGAGAUCAAGAGAACAGCGCGGGCCUAGAAAGCCACAUUAAGAUCGCCGAACCUCUGGAAAAGACCAGGAUCAUCUCCACCGUUUCGGCUAAGUUAUCCUAUCUUAUUGACUCUAUCGUUAAGUAUCAAGAGGAGGAGCAAAUCAUUAUCUUCUAUGAUAACGACAACAUCGCAUAUUAUUUGGCUGGAGUACUUGAAAUUCUGCAAAUCCAACAUCUGAUCUACUCGAGAGUCGGUCUUAACUCAGAAAGACGAGCGCAAUACGUCGCUACGUUCACGUACAAUCAGAAAUUUCGGGUCCUGCUGAUGGAUCUCACACAAGCAGCUUUCGGUCUCGACAUGCGCAGCGCUUCGCGAAUCUAUUUUAUCAGCCCUGUAUUGAACCCGCAGGUUGAAGCUCAGGCCAUUGGAAGAGCGCGACGUAUCAGCCAACAAAAGCCAGUGUCAGUCGAGACGCUCGUUUUGCGGAACAGUAUCGAGGAAGUCAUCGUCAACCGUCGUAAACAGAUGACGCAUGCGGAGCAUAGCAAAGUCAAGUCUAUCCUCGAUGACCGGUUAAUAUACCAGUGGAUUUUGAAUGCGAAGAUCCAGCCAAUGUCCGACGAGCAAGACAGCGUCGCGCAGACUGCGAUGCUGAAAAUUCCACAAUUCGUCUUCGGUAGAGGAUUUGGUAGGGAGCUUCACCCUGAUGAAGGACUGAUCACAGGUACCCCGGAGGCCAAGACGCAUACAGCAACGGCAAAUAAAACUUCCCCAAUACCAUUUAAGGUAACUAGAGGCCGAAAACGACCAACUCCGGAGAUUUCGGCAACCGACGAUGAAUCGCGAGGUGAUGAUCCUCACGCUGAGGCUCAAGAGCCGCCUCGAAGACGCGCGCGAGUGGCAUUUGCAGAAUAAGGGAUACCAAUAAGUCAAUCGUACAGAUAUACUGCUAAAUCAGGUGGCAAAUUUACGACGAAAGCCGAAAUUGCUUAGCACAAUAUCAACAUGAUAAGAACGUAGGACGAAAAGAUUACAAGGGACGGAAGCUAUUUUGCCUUCCGAUAGCAAAGUCGCCAGACACAUACCGCACAUCUAACGCAUAUCGUCAGUUUGCACAUAUUUGCUUCAUCUGCGGUGGAUUUGAGUGACCACAGAAUUAAGGGGCAGAAGUGAGCUCCUUUGAUUUAUCGCUGCCUUACAUAGCUAUUUAAUGCCAAAUGAAUUAUUGCU
This is a messenger RNA of Annulohypoxylon truncatum, 3944 nucleotides long. Its product is annotated as P-loop containing nucleoside triphosphate hydrolase protein. The transcript is spliced from 4 exons. Bases 219 to 3629 code for a protein of 1136 amino acids. Lineage: Eukaryota; Fungi; Ascomycota; Sordariomycetes; Xylariales; Hypoxylaceae. Gene Ontology annotation, molecular function: ATP-dependent chromatin remodeler activity; ATP binding. The record is from RefSeq and is a predicted model, not a curated record.